Phanerochaete carnosa HHB-10118-sp is the source of this 1035-nucleotide messenger RNA. RefSeq lists its product as uncharacterized. Gene Ontology annotation, molecular function: proteasome binding; endopeptidase inhibitor activity. The record is from RefSeq and is a predicted model, not a curated record. The transcript has 2 exons. Gene Ontology annotation, biological process: proteasome-mediated ubiquitin-dependent protein catabolic process. NCBI's taxonomy places the organism in Eukaryota, Fungi, Basidiomycota, Agaricomycetes, Polyporales, Phanerochaetaceae. The coding region runs from base 1 to 1035 and encodes 344 amino acids.
AUGAGCUUAAGCAUACUUGACCCGUCUGUCCUCACUGCUAAGCUGCCAAAACUACUUCCCAAGGAGAACCAGACACUGAAGUCCCCGCAAGACGGCCUUGUUACUCUCACUCACACCGCUCUGACAGUCCUGGGCUUUCGCCUAGUAGGCGUAGACGACUCCUCUUCUCAGGGCAUCUACGAGGACAACGUCCUUCCCGAGGGCUGGAAUGCCCACGGACCUGGACAUUACACUCUCAGAUAUAAACAUGAACAAAGUAGUCUUGAAUUUGUAUUGAAGCUGGCAAAGCUGGGGACUCGCUUCACUACCAAUGCUAUUGCUGUCGAAACCGACAAAAUAGCAUCCUUAGAUAUUCCUGCGAACGACUUCACUUCUCCGUCGUUUUUCCCGCAGGAUCCCAGUGCUGCGGACGCGCAACCCCUCGUUCACGGCUUCAUCUCGUCCAAUCGCAUCACAGACUUCAUAUCCCAGUUUCAGCUUAUGAUUGUCCAAAAGCUAGUCCCGGGCCUGCGGAAAGAGGGCUAUACGGAGCAGUCCGAGUCAUCCGCUGUCCAGGCUGGCCCGUCAAACCAGCCGCCACCUGCGCGGCCGCAGCCAGUCCUUCCACCUCAGGGCCCUAACGAGACAGACCCGAUGCGGGUGCCCAUCCGCAACCCUCUGGAAAUUGGUCGCAGCGAUCGCGAGCCUUUCCCACGUAAUCCAUUUGCGCCACCUCCUCUGUUCCCUGGCAAUGAAGGCGAUGGCAUGUUCGUGGGACCCAACCAUCCCAUCUUUGGUGCGGGCGUGGGCGGGCGUGGUGGAAGAGGACCGUGGGGUGGCGAUGGUUUCUUGCCACCCCUGGGUGCACCGCCUGGCGCUCGGUUCGAUCCGGUUGGACCAGGGCUGGGACCCUUCCCUGGUGGGCCAAUCCCGGGAAGGGGUCCAGGCGCGGGCAGAGGUGGGAGGAUGCCGGGAAGCGGGAACACUGGAGAUUCAGACUUUGACGACUUCCCGCCACCUGGUGUAAGUUUUUAUAGCUUCAAUAUGCACAGCUAG